Messenger RNA from Helianthus annuus (common sunflower), 909 nucleotides. RefSeq lists its product as uncharacterized. The record is from RefSeq and is a predicted model, not a curated record. Bases 1 to 909 code for a protein of 302 amino acids. The transcript has a single exon. NCBI's taxonomy places the organism in Eukaryota, Viridiplantae, Streptophyta, Magnoliopsida, Asterales, Asteraceae. Gene Ontology annotation, molecular function: catalytic activity.
AUGAAUUUUAUGUCGAUAAAUUUACGGGGGGUCCGGGACCAACGAAAGGUGGAUUGGGUUCGUGGAUUAAAAACAUCCCAUGGAAUUCACUUUUUGGCAAUCCAGGAAACAAAGGUUGGGGGUCUUGAAAAUUUUAUGAUUAGCCGUUUUUGGGGUCGGUCAACAUUUCAAGCAGAGGUAGUGGACGCUGUUGGGAACUCGGGGGGUUUGUUGUGUAUUUGGAAUCCUGUUGUGCUUAAAUGCACGAGUGUGGUGAAAAGACAAAGGUUCAUGGUAGUAUCGGGGGAGCUGAGGAAUAGGGGUGUGGAUAUAAAUGUGGUAAACGUGUACGCCUUCAAUGACCCGUUAGAUCGCAGGCUAUUAUGGCGUGACCUUCUGGAUGUAAAAAGUUCAAGGUCAGGGUUGUGGGUUUUCGUUGGGGAUUUCAACGAUGUCAGGCACCCGGCAGAAAGACUUAACUCGGAGUUUGUUGCGUUAAACGCGACAUACUUUAAUCAAUUUAUUCAUCUUGCGGGUCUUUUGGAGUACCAAAUGGGGGGUAAAAAAUUUACGUUUCACUCGGAUAAUGGCUUGCACAAGAGUAAACUGGAUAGAUACUUGGUAUGCCAUAAUUUUAUGAAUGAGUGGCCGGAAGCAUCUGUGGUGGCCUUAUCUAAUGUCGUGUCGGACCAUUGUCCGAUUCUUUUGUCAGUGGUAUCGACCGACUUUGGACCAGUUCCAUGUCGACUUUUUAACUCAUGGUUAGAGGUGCCCGGGGUCAUGGAUUUGGUGGAAAAUCUUUGCACAGAGUUUCGAUUUAAUGGGCCUGCUGAUUUGGGGCUCGCGACGAAACUUAAGUGGGUUAAGUUUAAAAUAAAAAGAUGGGUCGAGCAAUGUAACGCCCUACUUAUUUGUACUUUCCAUUUAUAG